Molecule: messenger RNA, 3748 nt
Organism: Dermatophagoides farinae (American house dust mite)
Lineage: Eukaryota; Metazoa; Arthropoda; Arachnida; Sarcoptiformes; Pyroglyphidae
Source: RefSeq, a predicted model, not a curated record
AUGAUGACGAAUACCAAUAACAAUAAUAUUGUAAACGAUAUUAAAAAACUUCAAGAUUCAUUGGAAAAACUUUACAAUACAUCAUCCAUUAAUUUUAAUGGCAAUGUUGUUGGACAGCAACAAUCAUCAACACAUCAACUAUUGAAAGAUGAUAUACGUAUCCUGUUGGAUGUACUUGAAUGUCCAGUAUUCGAAUCAAUUCUUAAUGUUCAGUAUUCAUUACAACAAUUACGUGAACAAUUCCAACAACAUCCGUCCAUAUUACCCGUUGAUGUUGAUAUUGAUACGACAACAUUAGAGUUGAAUUUAAAUUUACCAAAUGAUGAUAAUAAUAAUAUAUCGAUUAAUCAACAACAACCACAACAGCAACAAUUGAAUAAACAUCAUCAUCAACAACACACCCACAACAAUGAUAAUGAAAGAGGUGAAGCAGUGAUAGCAGUUGGAGGCAUUGGUGAUCAUCAUAAUAAUCAAUUUGAUUAUGAUAAUCGUACGAUUCCAUCAAAAUUUUCAUUACAACAAUAUAUGUAUGAUUAUGAUAAUCAAGAACAAUCAUCAAUAGGUGGUGGUAGUGGUGGUGGUCGUGAUUAUUGUGAACCAGAUUAUGUUAAUAUUUCAUUACAAGAUGAAGCAUUUCGUAAAGGAAUCAAUGAAUUAGCACAAGGUCGUAUGAUACAAACUGUUGAACUUUAUAAACCAGAAGGCAAAAGUCUUGGAUUCAAAGUUGUUGGUCUUAAUCAUCCAUCUUCAUCAUCAGAUUCAUUAUUUGGCAAUAAUGGUACUACUAAUAAUAAUUCUGGUUCGAAUUCGAAUGGUCAACAACAACAACAACAACCACCUGAACAGGAAAAACAACAAAAAGGCCAUCAUUUUGAUGAUAUGCUAAAUAAUAACAAAAAAUUGGGAAUUUAUAUUCAAGAGAUACAUGAAAAUGGAAUCGCAGCAAGAAGUGGCCUAUUAAAACCAUUAGAUCAAAUAUUGGCCAUUGAUCGUCAUCUAUUUACCAAUGAUCUUUCACAUGAAGAUGCCAUUAAUAUUUUACAAAGUGCCAAAGGUGUUAUUCGUUUGAUUGUUGCACGUCCAAAUACCAACAACAGCAACAACAACAACAACGAUGUUAUCGAUGAUGUUAAAACAUCAUCAAUUUCGACGACAACAACAACAACAUUACCAACGACCAUUAUAGCUCAAUCAACAAAUUCAAAACAAAUUACAACAACAUUAUCAGAUGUAAAACGUUCACCAUCCAAUGCAAGUGAUUCAUCAUCAUCAAAUAAUUCAUCAAUUGUAAAUAAUAACAAUAACAAUUGUAAUAACGAUAAUAAUAUGGUAUUGAAUACUGAAUGGAUACAAAUCGAUUGUAUCGAAUUGGAUCAAGAAAAUGAAAAUGGUUUAGGUUUCGGUAUUGUUGGUGGCCGUUCAUCGGGUGUUAUUGUCAAAACCAUUAUACCAGGCGGUGCAGCUGCUAAGGAUAAUCGAUUACAAAUUGGUGAUCAUAUAUUACAAAUCAAUGGUGUCAAUAUGCGUGGCAUGUCAUCGGAUCAAGUUGCACAGAUACUUCGGCAAACAAAUGGCCAACAUAUUAAAUUGAUUGUUGCACGUCCAGUUGAUCCAUCAUUAGAUUUACAAGUCAUACAGAAUACAUUGACCAUUGUGCCAACAAAAUCAAUUAAUGAUCCAAUUGAGCUUGAAAAACAGAUACAUUUAUUAUCCAUUCAACAACAACAACAACAACAGUGUAAUCAAGAGAAUAUAAAUUGCUUUAAUCAACAAUCGAAUGAUUAUAAUAUGAUCGAUGUUCAACAACAACAACAACAUCGUCAUAUUAAUGAUAAUAAUAAUAAUUUAAAAUUUUCAAAUAACAACAACAACAAUAAUAAUUUAGUUGCCAAUGUAUCCGAUAUAUUAAUAAGCUCAACUAAUGAUCCAAAAUUUCAAUCGGAUCAAAUGGAAACAUUCGAAGUGGAAUUAAUUAAAGAUCAACAAGGAUUAGGCAUCACUAUUGCUGGUUAUGUUUGUGAAAAAGUUGCUGAAGAAAUUUCUGGUAUAUUCAUUAAAAGUAUUGCAACAGGAAGUGUUGCUGAACGUUCAAAAAUGAUACAGAUAAAUGAUCAAAUUAUUGAAGUUGAUAAACGUUCAUUAUAUGGAUAUAAUAAUCUACAAGCUGUUGAUCUAUUACGUAAUACUGGGAAAAUUGUUCGUUUAAAAUUAGCACGUUAUAUAAAAGGAUCAAAAUAUCAUGAUCAAAUACAGCAGGGUGUAAUGAAUGCCGAACAACAGCAACAGAUAACAGCAGUAGCAGCAGCAACAACAACAACAACAACAACAACGGUUCGUGGUGGUCCAACAGUGAUUCAGAUUAAUUCUAGCAACAACAACAACAACAAUAAUAGUACAUCACCAUCAAUGAAUUUAAUAACAAGUGUUCCAUCAUCAUCAACAUCAUCUUCGUUAGCACAUCGAUCACCGAAUGAUUUACGUGAAAAAUGGUCAGCAAUUGUUGGACCAGAUUUCGACAUCAUUAUUGCAAGCGUUACAAAAUUCUGCCAUGAUGGUGGUCUUGGUAUCAGUCUUGAAGGUGUAAUCGAUAUUGAAAAUGGUAAUGAAUGUCGUCCACAUCAUUAUAUUAAUUCAAUACUUUCGAAUGGUCCUGUCGGUCGUAAUGGUUUAUUGCAGAAAAAUGAUGAAUUACUGGAGGUGAAUGGUAUUCGUUUACAUGGACUUAAACAUUCAGAUGUACUACCUCUGCUCAAAGAUCUUCCUAUUGAAGUACAAUUAGUUUGUGCUAGACCAAAGCCAACAACAACAAUAAGUGCCAACAAUAUAACAACUACAAUCAAUAAUAAAAAUCCUUUCGUCGUCCAAAUGCCCACAACAACAACAACAACAACACAACAAUCAAAUAUUGAUAUUGCCAAAUUUAAUACAUCAUCAUCAUUUAAUCAGGUCCAUCUGCAACAACAUCUUCAUCAUCAUUUGGAUCCAUCACCAAUGACAUCAACAUCAUUUAUUGAUCGUUUAGUCAAAGCCAAAUCAGAUGGUUCAUUAGCAAUGAUGACAACACCAAUUGCCGGUACAUUUACUGGUCUUGAUGAUGAUGUAUCAAGUAAUGAAUUAUCGAAAAUUCGUUCACGUUCACUUGAACCACUCACCGGUUUGGCAAUGUGGAGCCAUGAACCACAGGUGAUUAAAUUGAUGAAAGGAGAACGUGGCCUUGGUUUUAGCAUUCUAGAUUAUCAGGAUCCAAUGAAUCCAAAUGAUACGGUCAUUGUGAUUCGUAGCCUUGUACCGGGUGGUGUUGCACAACAAGAUGGUCGCCUAUUACCUGGUGAUAGAUUAUUAUUUGUAAAUGAUCAAAAUCUAGAGAAUGCAAGCCUCGAUAAAGCUGUACAAGCAUUGAAAGGAGCACCAAAAGGUGUCGUUAUUGUCGGUGUUGCAAAACCAUUACCAUUACCGGAAAGUGCAUUACAUUUAGCUGCUGUAGCAGCAUCAUCAUCAUUAUCAACAACCAAGAAUAAUAACAACGAUCCAAUUACACAGGUGAGCGAUUCGCGAUGAUCAUGAUCAAAUGAUGGACAACGAACGCCUAUCUCUCUCUCUCUCUCUAUCUUUCUAUCUCUCUAUAUUUCUUUCCCAUUUCACAAUACGCACAAACAAAUCACUAUCACUACACUAUUUAUUUCAUUCUUGCUGGGCUAUUUUUUUUCCUAAACUUUUUUUUUGAAAAAAAAAUUAAUUAUAAAAAUUG